CCUUCGUUUCUUGCCAGGAUAGACUGAGCUGCGUUUGUGUACUACAUCGGUGAAGCACACUUCCUUCAUGGUUACUUCGACACCGCCAAACAUGCUCAGCACACCUCACCCCUCACUAAUACGUCCCUCCACUUCUGGAGUCUUCAUCUGACUUCGUUCCCGGAGAGACUCGCCGCAUGGAAGCUUCCGCCUCUGUCUGCGUCAAAUGUGCUUCAACCAGCCAACCGCGGGCUUGGUCUGGCAAUCGCUUCCUCAUGCCUGAAAUACAGCACGGAGAUUCCCCAAGGCUUGAUGCCCACAGACCUUCGUUCCUCGAACUCUCGAUUCUGUUUCACCUAUUCUUGUUGCUUCAAGCUACCGGUUACAAGGGUGGGCUGUCACCGCGACUUGCUUCUUGCGCCAUUCAGUUGGGAGGAGUUCAUUUUUCACCACCCUCCAUUCCGGCUUGUUCGGACACGGCAUCGACUGUGGCGUCGCACAUCUCUCUUGAGUCCUCAACUUGUCGCCGCGGCCACAUCACAGAUUACCACUUCAGCAUGCCAUUGCACCAAUCAACAAACAUCAUGCCCCACGUCCUACCGUUGCUGCCGGUGUCUCGUUAAGGAGACACGCCCUCGAAAUUCAUGUUUCGGAAUAACUCGAUCCAGCUUCAUCGGGCUCGUGAGAUGCGGGCACCGUCAGCAUCGCUUCUUUCAAGCUAUCCCAGGACUCGUAUCUCGGCCCAGGGCUCCCACUGGGAAUCUCGCGCCCAGUUCAAUUCAUCUCUGUCCUUCAAUUGACUUUGCUGCGCCUCUCGGAACUGGACUGGAAUGAAAAGCCGUCCACACUUGGAGGCCAUUUUUCGCAACGUUGCCGAGACUUCCCUUAGGCCUGUACCUCUGGGUUUUUUUGUUAGAUGUUGGCCAUCUUCCCGAGGAGAGAAUCUUUACCAUCUCCUCGAGAUGAUGAAUCUACGAUGUCCACUCUAUGGCUGAUCCCCUUGAUGUUUCUUGACAAACAGAUGCUGCUAGGUAGCGCGUGAAGAUAAUCUCAUCCAUGAUCUCCAUCGAACGCGA
Colletotrichum destructivum is the source of this 1055-nucleotide messenger RNA. RefSeq lists its product as uncharacterized. The transcript has a single exon. The record is from RefSeq and is a predicted model, not a curated record. The coding region runs from base 292 to 813 and encodes 173 amino acids. NCBI's taxonomy places the organism in Eukaryota, Fungi, Ascomycota, Sordariomycetes, Glomerellales, Glomerellaceae.